Messenger RNA from Pipistrellus kuhlii (Kuhl's pipistrelle), 2201 nucleotides. Its product is annotated as leukocyte-associated immunoglobulin-like receptor 1. The coding region runs from base 74 to 1543 and encodes 489 amino acids. The record is from RefSeq and is a predicted model, not a curated record. The transcript has 11 exons. NCBI's taxonomy places the organism in Eukaryota, Metazoa, Chordata, Mammalia, Chiroptera, Vespertilionidae.
CUGUAGGUCUGUGUGUCUGAGUCUCUAUGGGUCAUCCAGCCAUCCAUCCUUCUGUCCUGUGUGUCUGUCUCUGAUGAGUUACUUCUCUGUGGCCUUCCGCUGGGCAUGGGCUCAGCCUGGUGAGGAAACAUCUCUCUUGCAAUGCCUCCCGGAAACCCUGGCCGCUCAGGUUCUCCAAAUAGGGGCACAUGGGUCCGGGAGCGGCCACACUCCCUUCCUGAGAGGCCACGGAAAAGAGCCGGGACCCCUGCACACUUCCUCGCCGGCCGGGCCCUGCCCGCCUCACAGGCACCAGGGCAGAGAAGCUAUUGUGAGGCUACUCAUGUACCCCCAUCCCUCCACCCUCCUGGGCCUGGUGCUCUGUCUGGCCCGGGUGAUCUACACGCAGGAAGGGCCCAUGCCCAGGCCCUCCCUCGUGGCCGAGCCAGGUCCUGUGCUUCCCCGAGGGACGGCUGUGACCCUCGUGUGCCGGGGCCCAGCGGGGGCUGAGUUAUUCCGCCUUGAGCAAGUUGAAGGAACUAUGUAUGAUGUUCUGAAAAGUGUGUCUCAAGGUGGUUCUCAGGGCUCAGCGGGCAGAUUCCGCAUCCCCGCGGUGAGUCACUACACUGCCGGGAGUUACCGCUGCCUCUACAAUCAAGGGUCCAAUAUCUGGUCUGAGCCCAGUGAGCUCCUGGACCUGCAGGUGACAGAGGAGGACAUCUCCACUCGGCCCUCAGGGGCCCUGCCCAAGCCCUCCCUCAGGGCUGAGCCAGGCCUUGUGAUCCCCCGGGGACGGCCUGUGACCUUCGUGUGCCGGGGCCCAGCUGGGGCUGAGUUAUUCCGCCUGGAGAAGAAUGGAAGCCAAGAAGUCUUUGAUAAUAAAAGUGUGCCUCAAGAUGGAUCUCAGGACUCAGAGGCCAGAUUCCACAUCCCAGCAAUGACUGUACACACUGCUGGGAGUUACCGCUGCCUCUAUCACCCAGGGUAUGAGAGGUGGUCUGAGCGCAGUGAGCCCCUGGACCUGCAGGUGACAGAGGAGGACGUCUCCACUCGGCCCCCAGGAGCCCCCCGAGUUCUCAGCUCCACCCCCAGCUACACCUCCAUCUCACAUACAAAGACCCACUCCUCAGGUGGAGACACACGGCCCCAGUCACAGGACAAUAGGAGUCGCGGCCUGUCGAGCACAUACAUUUACAUCCUUGUUGGGACCUCCGUGGCCUUUCUCCUUUGUCUCCUUCUGCUGGUCCUCUUCUUAGUCAACCGUCAGCAUCAGAGAAAACACAAGUCCUCCCACAGCAAAGGUGAAGAGCAGAGGCCCCAGGAGAGGCUUAUCCAAGCUGCUGACAUCACAGAGAGCACACCAGAUGAGGCCACAAUCUAUGCACUUUCUGAAAAAAAGAGGGAGCUGCAGAGCCCAAGCCCUGCUGUGGGAGACGCCCAGGAGGUGACAUACGCUCAGCUGGACCAGCGGGCCCUCACCCUCAGAGCAGCCCAGGCUGUGUCCCCACCACCCGCGGAGCCCCCAGCUGCUGCCAGCACAUACGCAGAACUCCCCAGACGCUGACCCAACCCCUGGCCUCUGCUCCGACAGACACACAUCACCCUUUUUUUAAAAAAAUUAAAUUCUUUAUUGUUUAAAGUAUUACCUAAGUCUCCUUUCCUCCCCAUUGACCUCUCCCCAGAGGCCACCAUUCCCCACAAGUCCCUCUUGCAAAGGCCUGAAACACCAUUAGGGGGGGCUUCCCCGAGGAAUCACCCCAUUCUUGACGCCAUCUUUUCAUUUCUCCUGGAGGGGAGAGCUGGAGUGAUGGGACCCCUACUCAACACCUAGGAGGUUCAUGAACCAGGUGGCCUUUCCUACGGUCCACCAGCUCCUUAGAGCACCCAUAUAAUACUUGUUUCCAGAGACCCAGUUCUGUUGUCCAGCCGUUUCUAGCAACCCAGCUACAGUUGUUCAGCAGUUUCCAGAGACCCCACUGCAGUUGGUGGCUCUUUCCAUUGACCCACUUACAAUCCUACAGUCACCCAGCUGGUUCCACCCAUGUCCUGUGAUUCCCUACCUUCUCCCCAGAGACUGUUGGAACCACCUUCUUAGCUGACUCUAACGAUUUCCCACUUGUUGACCUUGGACCUGGGCCAUACCGAUGCAGUGAAUCUCAGAUGCCUCGUUGUCUCUGAAUCCUGCUUCACCUUGCUCAUCAAUAAAUGUUCUCACACACCCA